Molecule: messenger RNA, 920 nt
Organism: Aspergillus piperis CBS 112811
Lineage: Eukaryota; Fungi; Ascomycota; Eurotiomycetes; Eurotiales; Aspergillaceae
Exons: 1
Coding region: 224-769 (181 amino acids)
Source: RefSeq, a predicted model, not a curated record
GAUCUCUUUCUCAAUCUCGUACCCUUUUCACUUCUAUUAUAAACCCAUUGACCCGUCCAUCCACCACCUACGCAAUUAACUAGUAUGUCUAUCUCAAAUUCACCCCCCAAACAUCCCAAUUGACCCACUAACACCCUCACAGCUCACACCCACACAGCAACAGCACAGCUUCACACCACCUUACAACUCUAUCCCUCCCAUCAGCCCAUCAAGCCGCACCAAAAUGACCACCCGCCCGCUCAGCCCGCCGACCUCCCCCCGCAAACGCACCAAAGCGAUGCACCUGCCGUCAUCGCAACGCAUCUGCCACGACUGGAUGGUGGUGCAAGGCAACGUGCACUACGCGCGCGACCGCGCCCACUUCACAACCUACCGACCUGUGACCGCGCACCUCAAGAACAACAUUUUCAACCCAAUGGACGAGCUCGAAGUGGCCGGUAUCGGAACCGUCGAGAUCCCCGUCGUCCGCAGCCUCGAUAACCCGUUCGAUACGCAUACCAUUGUGCUCGAGAACGUGCUGCAUAUCCCCGAGGCCGUGUGCAAUGGGUUCAAUCCGCUGCUGUUUGGGAGUAGUAUGUCGUGUACGGAGACGGCGUGGAUGGGGGCGGAUUGCGAGGGUAGGUUGAUGUGGGUGGCGAUGCCGUUUCGGGGGGGUUCGAGGUUGGUGUUGGCUGGGGGGUUGGUCGGGGAGAGUGAGAUUAUUGAGGGGAGGUAUUAUACGUUGAGUUUGUAUGUUAGUCCCGAGGAGAAGGGGGAGUUUUUGGCAUGAUUUGAUUUUUUGAUUUGUGUAUUGUUUGGGUUGGAGUUUGGGGGGCUGGGCUGGUUGGGUGAGUGUAUGAUAGCUUGUAUAGCUAGCUAGCUAGAUGUUAUUGUUAUGUGUAAUAUGAGUCAUGAUAGACAGACAGACAAGAAAAACAGAA